CAAUCCUUGAGGCCGGAGCCCAGGCCGGGAGCGAUGGAGCGUUGAGCCGUUAACGUCUGUGCGACUGUCUGUGUUUUUUGUCUGGCGCUGCUGGAGCCCAUCCUGAUUCCCGAAGAAGCUGUGCUUCGUAAUGAGCAUGACCGAGUUCUGGCUCAUCUCCGCUCCUGGGGAGAAAACCUGUCAGCAGACAUGGGAGAAGCUGCAUGCAGCCACCACCAGGAACAACAAUCUCACCGCCACUUCCAAGUUCAACAUCCCUGACUUAAAGGUUGGCACGCUGGAUGUCUUGGUUGGCUUGUCAGAUGAGCUGGCUAAACUGGACGCGUUUGUGGAAGGGGUGGUUAAGAAGGUGGCUCAAUACAUGGCUGAUGUCUUGGAGGACAGCAGAGAUAAAGCGCAGGAGAAUCUGCUGGCCAGUGGAGUUGACUUGGUUACUUACAUAACGAGGUUCCAGUGGGAUAUGGCCAAGUAUCCAAUCAAGCAGUCCCUGAAAAAUAUUUCUGAAAUAAUUGCCAAGGGAGUCACACAGAUUGAUAAUGACUUGAAAUCCCGCGCGUGUGCAUACAACAACCUGAAGGGGAAUCUUCAGAACCUGGAGCGAAAGAACGCAGGAAGUUUGCUGACUCGAAGUCUGGCGGAGAUUGUGAAGAAGGAUGACUUCGUUCUGGACUCCGAAUACCUUGUCACCUUGCUGGUGGUUGUUCCUAAGUUGAAUCACAAUGACUGGAUCAAGCAGUACGAGACGCUAGCCGAGAUGGUGGUCCCCAGAUCCAGCAACGUUCUCUCAGAGGACCAGGAUAGCUACCUCUGCAACGUUACCCUGUUCGGGAAGGCUGUUGACGACUUCCGGCACAAGGCGCGGGAGAACAAAUUCAUCGUUCGAGACUUCCAGUACAACGAGGAAGAGAUGAAGGCGGACAAGGAGGAGACGACGCGGCUCUCCACUGACAAGCAGCAGCAGUUCGGACCUCUUGUGCGUUGGCUGAAAGUGAAUUUCAGUGAAGCAUUUAUUGCGUGGAUUCAUGUGAAAGCGCUAAGAGUCUUUGUGGAGUCCGUUCUCAGGUAUGGCUUGCCUGUGAACUUCCAGGCGAUGCUGCUGCAGCCCAACAGGAAAACCAUGAAGCGCCUGCGGGAGGUGCUGCGUGAGCUGCACAAGCACCUGGACAGCAGCGCGGCUGCCAUCAUUGACGCCCCGGUGGACAUUCCCGGCCUCAACCUGAGCCAGCAGGAGUACUACCCCUACGUGUACUACAAGAUCGACUGCAACCUGCUGGAGUUCAAGUAGCGCCUGCUCCCGGCUGGCCCGGCGUGUGUCGGUGUGUGCUAGGCUCCAACCGUGUACUUUUAACUCUUGCUUGCUCCUCCCCUUCCGUGGGUGAGUUCUUCUGUAGUGCUCCGUGUCCCAGCAUUUUCUUUUUAAGGGGGAAAAAAUACAUAUAUA
This is a messenger RNA of Octodon degus (degu), 1441 nucleotides long. RefSeq names its product V-type proton ATPase subunit C 1. Gene Ontology annotation, biological process: proton transmembrane transport. The transcript has a single exon. The coding region runs from base 131 to 1285 and encodes 384 amino acids. The record is from RefSeq and is a predicted model, not a curated record. Gene Ontology annotation, molecular function: proton-transporting ATPase activity, rotational mechanism. Gene Ontology annotation, cellular component: lysosomal membrane; vacuolar proton-transporting V-type ATPase, V1 domain. NCBI's taxonomy places the organism in Eukaryota, Metazoa, Chordata, Mammalia, Rodentia, Octodontidae.